GACGUCAAAGAAGAUUUAAAGCGCACGAGCCCAUUUUUUGGUCUCAGAGGAAAAAAGGAUGAAUUUGAUGCCAAAAGAUCAAGCUCAUUUUUUGGUCUAAGAGGCAAAAGAGAAAAUUUCGAUGAAAAAAGAUCAAGUCCUUUCUUUGGCUUAAGAGGAAAAAAAGAUUUUGACGAUAAAAGAUCAAGUGCUUUCUUUGGUUUAAGAGGGAAAAAAGAAGAUUUUGAUGAUAAAAGAUCAAGUCCUUUCUUUGGCUUAAGAGGUAAAAAAGAAGAUUUUGAUGAUAAAAGAUCGAGUCCUUUCUUUGGCUUAAGGGGGAAAAAAGAUUUUGACGAUAAAAGAUCAAGUGCAUUUUUUGGUUUAAGAGGAAAGAGAGAAGAUUUGGAUGAAAAACGAUCGAGUGCUUUCUUUGGUUUAAGAGGAAAAAAGGACGAAUUUGACGACAAAAGAGCCAGCCCAUUUUUCGGCUUAAGAGGAAAAAAAGACGAAUAUGACGACAAAAGAGCAAGCCCAUUUUUUGGCUUAAGAGGAAAAAAAGAAGAUUAUGACAACAAAAGAACAAGUCCCUUUUUCGGUCUACGAGGGAAAAAGGAUUUAGAUGAAAAAAGAGGAAGUACCUUUUUCGGUCUAAGAGGAAAAAAGUUUAGCUAUGAAGAUGCGGAAGAAAAACGAUCGUUCCAUGCUCUUCGCGGAAAAAAGGGCGCCUCUGAUAUCGAGAGUUAUUUAGAUGAUUUUAGGCACGCUUAUGACAGUCAAUCUAAAGGGUCCGGAAUGCCUUUCUUUGAUGAAAAUAAAAGAGCUAGAUCAUUUUACGGCCUGCGUGGGAAGCGAAUUGCUGAAAGGAGCAGCAGUGAGGCCUCAAAUCAGGAGUGGACUGAUGCUAUAUCGUCAUAAGAAGAAAAACACAUAUUAGCCGUUUUGACUUAAGGUUAACUGAGCUAUUUCACCUGAUCUGUAUUUUAUUCUGACUGUCAUAUAUCGUUUGUGAUAUAGCUGAUAAAUCAAUAAAACCUAUCAAUUCCCCACUGAUCGAUUGUAUAGAUUUAGAACAAUUCGAUAACGCUGUUAGUUUUUGGACUUUAUUUCAUAGUUCUAUUAUUAAUUAAAAAUUUAAAUUUCUACCUCCCAAAAUCUGAAAUUAAUAAUUUAACGAAUUCGCUGUAUAGUAGUUAUUAUUCUUGUCUUAUGGGUGACAAAUCUCUUUGACAAACAUAUAUAUAUAUAUAUAUAUAUAUUGUUGCUACAAACAAUGUUGCUACGGAAAUAAUAAAAUCUCCGUAUUGAAAAUAA
Limulus polyphemus (Atlantic horseshoe crab) is the source of this 1290-nucleotide messenger RNA. Its product is annotated as tachykinins-like. The transcript is spliced from 2 exons. NCBI's taxonomy places the organism in Eukaryota, Metazoa, Arthropoda, Merostomata, Xiphosura, Limulidae. The record is from RefSeq and is a predicted model, not a curated record. The annotation marks the transcript as partial.